Messenger RNA from Trifolium pratense (red clover), 1087 nucleotides. RefSeq names its product protein transport protein SFT2-like. The transcript has 4 exons. Gene Ontology annotation, cellular component: membrane. NCBI's taxonomy places the organism in Eukaryota, Viridiplantae, Streptophyta, Magnoliopsida, Fabales, Fabaceae. The record is from RefSeq and is a predicted model, not a curated record. The coding region runs from base 249 to 938 and encodes 229 amino acids. Gene Ontology annotation, biological process: vesicle-mediated transport.
UUCAAUCUAAAACGUUCUGGACUACAUGCAGUGGAGAUCCGAUUUGAUCCAAUUAAACACAGUUGCAGUGAGUCUAUCCAGUUCCACACCGGCUACCGGAACCGGUCACAUAUUAUUACAUUUCCUUUUUCAAUUCCACUCUCAGGCAGCAGCGUGUGAGUUACACCACCACCUUCUUCUUCUUCUUCUUCUUCUGAAAGCAGAAAAAACAAAAUGCUGUUGUAGAUUAACCACCGAAUUUUCCAAAAAUGGAGGGGUGGUUCUCAACUUCAACCUCACCCAGCAACGACGUUCAGCAGAAACCAGCAGGUUCAUCUUCUUCUCUACUUGCUGAUUGGAACUCAUACGCUUCAUCUCAGCAGGAUCAGGACCCUUCCAAUUCCACCGCAAUCACCUUCGAUCUUGAAUCAGCCGUUAGAUCUGCCAAUAACACUGUCACCGGCACUUUCAGCGUGGUUUCUAAAAGUGUCAGAGAUAUACCUGGAAACUUCCAGUCUGCAACUAGUAAUGUUCCUUCCGGGAAAGCACUCCUGUAUUUUGGUUUGUUUCUGGCGAGUGGAGUCUUCUUCAUUUUCAUUGCAUUUACCUUGUUCUUGCCUGUGAUGGUGGUUAUGCCCCAAAAGUUUGCUAUAUGCUUUACUCUUGGUUGUGGAUUUAUUAUUGGAUCAUUCUUUGCUCUAAAAGGGCCAAAGAAUCAGCUUUCUCACAUGUUUUCAAAGGAGAGGCUCCCCUUCACACUGGGGUUUAUAUGCAGUAUGUUUGGUACCAUUUAUGUAUCAAUGGUGCGUCAUAGCUACAUUCUCUCUGUUGUAUUCUCUGUUGUACAGGUUCUCUCACUUGGAUACUACGCUAUAUCAUAUUUUCCUGGUGGAUCUGCUGGAAUGAGAUUUCUGACCUCUGCUUUAACGUCCAGAAUAAUGACUUGUUUUGGGAGGUGAUUUGGUUUUGGUUAUUACAUUUUUUUGGGGGGUGGUGUCAGAUCUAAACUUUGUCUAUAGAUAGCGGAAACUCUGAACUUACCAUGGACAAGAUAAUGCUGAGUUGAAACAUCAUUUAAUAUAUUCUAAGAUUUCAAUGUUUGUUGCCA